This is a messenger RNA of Cynoglossus semilaevis (tongue sole), 2203 nucleotides long. RefSeq names its product cyclic nucleotide gated channel subunit alpha 1b (gene cnga1b). Gene Ontology annotation, cellular component: intracellular cyclic nucleotide activated cation channel complex; plasma membrane. Gene Ontology annotation, molecular function: cGMP binding; intracellularly cAMP-activated cation channel activity; protein-containing complex binding. The coding region runs from base 131 to 2065 and encodes 644 amino acids. Gene Ontology annotation, biological process: monoatomic cation transmembrane transport. The record is from RefSeq and is a predicted model, not a curated record. NCBI's taxonomy places the organism in Eukaryota, Metazoa, Chordata, Actinopteri, Pleuronectiformes, Cynoglossidae. The transcript has 15 exons.
GGGUGUUCACGUGCAUGCGCGUGUGUGCGUCCCUUUGCUUUCAUGGCAGUGGGUCUGAUGGACAGUUUGUGGAUUUAGGCCACGAAACUGGAGGGAACAGAUUAUCGACUGACAGACGAAGAACACAGCCAUGGCUAAAGUCACCCCAUCACCUCCACCUCCUAGCUUUGGGUUAGCCCCGCCCACCACAGCUGUAGAGGACAUGGAGGCAGAGCCUGGGAUCAGCGGUCUUCAAAGACCAGGGCCAGGAGUUUUGUUUAACAUCAACAACAGCAACAACAACGAAGAAGAAGAAGAGGAGGAGAAGAAGCAAAAAAAGAAGGAGAAGAAAGAGAAGAAGGAAAAGGAGAGACAGGAGAAGAAGGAGAGGAAGGAGAAGAAAAAGAAGGAGAAGGAGGAGAAGCUAAAGGAGAAGGAAAAAGAGAAGGAGAAGGAGAAGGAGAAGGAGAAGGAGAAGGAGAAGGAGAAGGAGAAGAAAGCCCAGACAGAAACUCCUAAAGAGGUCACGGUGUUUAAUCCAGCUGGAAACACCUACUACUACUGGCUGUUGAUCAUCACCAUCCCCGUCAUGUACAACUGGACCCUAAUAAUAGCCAGGGCAAGUUUUGAAGAACUGCAGUCUGACUAUGUGGUGUACUGGUUUUUUCUGGACUUCCUCGCCGACCUUGUCUACCUUGCAGACAUGUUCUUCAGAACCAGGACUGGUUACCUAGAGCAGGGUCUCCUGGUGAAGGAUGAGCUGAAGCUUCGUGAGCGCUACAUGAACAGCUUCCAGUUCAAACUGGACCUGGUGUCUAUGAUUCCCACGGAUGUGCUGUAUGUCAUCGUAGGCCUCAAAUACCCAGAGAUCCGCCUCAAUAAACUCCUCAGGUUCAACAGAUUGCAGGAGUUCUUUCAGAGGACAGAGACCAGAACCAACUACCCCAACGCUCUCAGAAUCUCCAGCUUGGUCAUGUACAUCGUCAUCAUCAUCCACUGGAAUGCCUGCCUGUACUACUCCUUCUCCAAGGCCAUUGGUUUUGGCUCGGACAGGUUUGUGUAUCCCGACCCGUCGGAUCCAGAGUUUGGCCGUGUGGUGAGAAAGUAUGCCUACAGCAUGUACUGGUCCACUUUGACACUCACCACCAUUGGAGAAACACCGCCCCCUGUGGAGAACUCAGAGUACUUCUUUGUUGUCACUGACUUCCUGGUGGGUGUCUUGAUUUUUGCCACCAUCGUCGGUAAUGUGGGUUCGAUGAUCACCAACAUGAAUGCUGCCAGAGCAGAUUUUCAGGCUCGAAUUGAUGCCAUCAAACAGUACAUGACCUUCAGGAAGGUGUCAAAGGACCUGGAAAAGCGAGUCAUAAAAUGGUUUGACUUCCUGUGGACCAAUAAGAAGGCUGUAGAUGAAAGGGAGGUGCUCAAGUACCUUCCUGACAAACUGCGAGCUGAAAUUGCCAUCAACGUCCACCUGGACACGCUAAAGAAGGUUAGAAUAUUUGCGGACUGCGAGGCUGGCCUGUUGGUGGAGCUGGUGCUGAAGCUUCAGCCUCAGGUCUACAGUCCUGGAGAUUACAUCUGUAAGAAGGGCGACAUCGGCAGAGAAAUGUACAUCAUCAAGGAAGGAAAACUGGCAGUGGUGGCUGAUGAUGGGGUCACACAGUUUGUGGUUCUGAGUGAUGGAAGCUACUUUGGCGAGAUCAGCAUCCUGGCUAUUAAAGGCAGUAAAGCAGGGAACAGGAGGACAGCCAACAUCAGAAGCAUCGGUUACUCCGAUCUAUUCUGUCUCUCCAAAGAUGACCUGAUGGAGGCACUAAAGGAGUAUCCUGAUGCUAAGGCCCUGCUGGAGGAGAAGGGAAGGCAGAUCCUGAUGAAGGAUGGACUGCUUGAUCUUGAGGUAGCAGCACAGGGCCCUGACCCCAAAGAAAUGGAGGAGAAAGUGGAGAGGAUGACCGUCGACCUGGACGUCCUGCUGACGCGAUACGCUCGGCUGAUGGCCGAACACGAAGCCAUACACCACAAACUCAAACACAGGGUCACAAAGCUGGAGGGAAAACUGCAGCCGCCAUCACCAGUGGGUGACUGACGAGACGAGGCUGUACCCCACACACACACCUGACACUAACACAGUAACAGAGAAGAAGUAAAGAAAAGUGGCCAACUGGAAAUAUAUCUGUAAGAAUAACCUGUAAUUUUAAUAUAUUUAUUUUAAGAAAAAGAGAGA